Messenger RNA from Oncorhynchus kisutch (coho salmon), 2770 nucleotides. RefSeq names its product sialoadhesin. Lineage: Eukaryota; Metazoa; Chordata; Actinopteri; Salmoniformes; Salmonidae. The coding region runs from base 567 to 2123 and encodes 518 amino acids. The transcript is spliced from 11 exons. The record is from RefSeq and is a predicted model, not a curated record.
GGGGCAGAACUCAGGAGAGACAUCAGUUGUAUGUCUGAUGUUUGAUCUUUGACUUCUGUCUACAGCUGUAUUUUGAUGAAAAUGUGUAUGAUUUCUAAGUACACAUUUUGAGUGUUCCUUAUUUGUUAAGUAAAUAACGGAGCCCAGAAAAGUGGAACCAACAUUUGGUGAGCUAGCCAGGAAGGAGUGAGUGCAACGAUACUGAACGGAACCUGAACCCCCUUCUCUGAUCUCCAAAUUGUAAGACCCCAGCUUUCUGUCAGUGAGUGAAGAGGUGAAGUUGAGGGAAGUGGUUUCUGCCUCCUGCUCUGUGUCUCACUCCUGCCCAUCUGAUUCCCCUCUCCUCACCUGGAACCACUCCGGAACACGCAGUGUCCAAUCACAGCAGCUGACCAACGGCCAGUGGGAAGUGACAUCAUCCCUGACCUUUAACCCCACCAUCAGUGAUAACAACCAGCCUCUGGUCUGCACAGCAGCAUUCAGGGGAGGGAAGACAGUGAACAGGUCUAAAACUCUCAAUGUCAAAUGUAAAAUGGAACAAUCCUGUCCAGCACUAAGAGGAAGGGAUGGGGAUUGAAAAAUUACCAUGGCAUUUUCUUACUCACUUCUUUUGGCUUGGAGUGAUGGGAGUUGAUGCCUCGUCAUGGACUGCUGACGUGCCCAAGUCCGUCUCCGGCCUACGGGGCUCAUGCAUCGUGAUUCCCUGCUCAUUCAACUACCCAGAACCAGAGAAGAAGCCCUCCAAAUUCACUGGCAUCUGGUUCAAAGGCACCCAUGAUACUAUAUACCACCCAGACAGCUCCAACAUCAUCAAAGACUACAGGGGUCGUACAGAGCUGGUGGGAGACCUCCGGCAGAAGAACUGCUCUCUCAGAAUCGACCCCCUCCAUGACAGUGACAAAGGAUCCUUUACUUUCAGGAUUGAAAUGGAAGACCAUAACAAGUAUUCAUACAGAGAGGACACAGUCUCCAUUACAGUGAGCAGCUCUCCAGACCCCCCCUCUCUGUCAGUGAGGGAGGAGGUGAAGGUGGGGGAAGUGGUUUCUGCCUCCUGCUCUGUGUCUCACUCCUGCCCAUCUGAUUCCCCUCUCCUAACCUGGAGCCACUCCGGAACACACAGUGUCCAAUCACAGCAGCUGACCAAUGUCCAGUGGGAAGUGACGUCAUCCCUGACCUUUAGCCCCAGCAGCACUGAUCACAACCAGUCUCUGGUCUGCACAGCAGCAUACAGGGGAGGGAAGACAGUAAAAAGUUUGAAAACUCUCAAUGUCAAAUAUGCCCCAGUGGAUGUGAAGAUUGAGGGAGUGUCCAGUGUGAAGGAAGGAGACUCUGUGGAGCUGAGAUGCUCCAGUGACAGUAACCCUGCUGCCCACAGCUACCACUGGCACAACAGUAGAGGACCUCUGCCCACCACUUGUCCUACCAUCACACUGGAGAAUGUGACCAGACUCACUGAAGCCCUCUACUGCACUGCCAUCAAUAGAGAGGGACAAGGCCACUCUAGCCCACUGAAACUCAAUGUAGAGUACCCCCCUGAGAUCAAAGUGGGCUCCGCCUGCACUUCAGACAUCUCCAUGGUAACCUGUCUGUGCAUUGUUGACUCGGAGCCCCCCGGCUCUGUGGAGUGGUCUCUUCCAGAUGGACCCCUGCCCAACUGGUCCAGUACCAGAGUGGAGAGGCAUGGGUCAGUUACCAUGGUGACCCUACAGAGGGCACUAGGCUUCUCCAAGACCGUCGACUGCCAUGCCAGCAACACACAGGGCAAUGCCACCUUGUCCUGCACUGUGUCCACAAAUGAUAAGAAGUUGAUGCUGUACAUUUCAAUUGGUAUUGCUGCAUUAGUGGUGGUAGUAAUACUAAUUUCCAUGUCAGCUUGCCUUUUGAACAGGAAGGGUGGGAGGAGUCAUAGGGACCCAUCAGUAACCUGCAAGCAGGAAGUGCAUACAGCCAAGUGUGCUUCCUCAGAUCCCUCAACAUCAAGGAAAGAGCAGACAGACACCAGCAGUGAAAUCCACACAAACUACUACACCAACGAUCACGUAUAUGGAAACAUGGAGACUGAAGAGGAUGGUGACCCAUACGAGUGUGAUGGUGGAGAUGAUGCAGUCUAUGGUAACAUGUGAACACAACAGGAAGCAUGUGGAAGUCAGCUGGCCCAGAGGCCAUGGUGUUCAGUCUCUCAAAGGUUCCAGUAAAAUAUUAACAUUUUAACCCAAUGUAGCAGAACAUAUAUAUAUAUAUAUAUAUAAUAUGUUCUGCUACAUUGGGUUAAAAUGUUAAUAUUUUAAAACCAAACUGUCUAUCAUAUAUAUAAUAUAUUAUAUUUGUUAGCUUGAUGUAGGUUUAUGGUACUAUUGGCUAAAGAAAAUGGUACAUUCUUAUUUGGGAUGUGGCUUUGUGUUAUAUCUUUUACAAGGCUUAUGUUUAUUAUCUAUGGCUUGGAUAAUUUAGAAAUGUUUUUACUAAAUGUCAAUUAUACACAAAAUACUAACCAGUACUUAACAAUAGCUUGUUUCACACUUCCCCAGUUGUCUAUUGCAAUUGUGUGUUGAGGCGGCAGGUAGCCUAGUGGUUAGAGCUUUGGGCCAGUAACCGAAAGGCUGUAAGAUUGAAUCCCUGAGCUGACAAGGUGAAAAUCUGUCGUUCUUCCUCUGAACAAGGCGGUUAACCCACUGUUCCUAGGCUGUCAUUGUAAAUAAUACUUUUGUUCUUAAACUGACUUGUCUAGUUAAGUAAAGGUUCAAAUAAAAUAAACAUUUAAAAUCUGAGG